This is a messenger RNA of Maylandia zebra (zebra mbuna), 4623 nucleotides long. RefSeq names its product leucine rich repeat containing 4Ba (gene lrrc4ba). Gene Ontology annotation, biological process: regulation of postsynaptic density assembly; positive regulation of synapse assembly; regulation of presynapse assembly. NCBI's taxonomy places the organism in Eukaryota, Metazoa, Chordata, Actinopteri, Cichliformes, Cichlidae. Gene Ontology annotation, molecular function: signaling receptor binding. Gene Ontology annotation, cellular component: plasma membrane; postsynaptic density membrane; glutamatergic synapse. The record is from RefSeq and is a predicted model, not a curated record.
GAAGACAGCGUCGGCGGCUCUGCAGUGGAAUACGCUGUUAUUUGAGGGAAGGUGAGAGCUCUCGGAGUACCGACACGCGCGCUUUGAGCGAAGAUGUGUUUCAGGACUUGAUGGAAGCAUAAUAAAAUAAAGUAACUCCUGGGUUCUUCUCACUUCACAAAAAGCCUCACUCGAAUCCCCCGACAGCACCAGAAAAAAAGGGAAUAACAUCUGUUUAUCUGCAUAUUUCUAUGUUCAAAAAACAAGAGGGAAAAACACAGAGCUCGACAGAGGACACGAAACAUCUCAGAGCAUGCGGAAUUAGAAAGAACAAAUUGCCACUGGAGGACCAAAGGGAAAGCAAACCUUUUCUAACAGAUCCACCAGUGUGGAGUCACCUCACCUGUACCUUCGGAUUAAAGAGCAGGGUCAUGUCCCAGUUGCCAUGCGCAUCGCCACGCUGACCUGCCUUCCCGGCCCCUCCCCCUUCCUCUUUCUAUUGGCCCAGCUGCUGCUGCGGCUCCUCCUCCCUGGGCCGGAGUUAGUGGGAGCCGCCUCCACCUGCCCCUCCCUCUGCACCUGCUCCAACCAGGCCAGCCGAGUCAUCUGCACCAGGCAAAACCUGGAGGAGGUGCCAGAAAGCAUAUCAGUCAACACGCGAUACCUCAACCUGCAGGAGAACUCAAUACAGGUUAUCAAGUCGGACACAUUCAAGCACUUGAGGCACCUUGAAAUCCUCCAGCUGUCCAAGAAUCAGAUACGUCAGAUUGAAGUUGGAGCAUUCAAUGGCCUGCCCAACCUCAACACGCUGGAGCUUUUUGACAACCGCCUCACGCUGGUGCCAUCACAUGCCUUUGAGUACCUCAGCAAGCUGCGGGAGCUGUGGCUGCGCAACAACCCCAUCGAGACUCUGCCAGGCUAUGCCUUCCACCGUGUGCCCUCGCUACGUCGCCUGGACCUGGGUGAGCUCAAGAAGUUGGAUUUCAUCUCAGACGCAGCUUUUGUUGGCCUCAUCAAUCUGCGGUACCUAAACUUGGGCAUGUGUGGGCUGAAAGACAUUCCCAAACUAACAGCUCUUGUGCGCUUGGAAGAGCUGGAGCUGUCAGGAAAUAGGCUGGAGAUCAUCCGUCCCGGCUCCUUCCAAGGCUUGGUCUCUCUUCGCAAGCUGUGGCUAAUGCACUCACAGGUUUCCGUCAUUGAGCGCAAUGCCUUUGAUGACCUGAAAAACCUGGAAGAGCUCAACUUAUCCCAUAAUUCCCUCCACUCCUUGCCCCACGAUCUCUUCACACCCCUUCACCAGCUAGAGAGGGUACACCUUAACCACAACCCCUGGGUGUGCAACUGCGAUGUGCUUUGGCUUAGUUGGUGGUUAAAAGAGACGGUGCCGAGCAACACCACCUGCUGCGCUCGUUGCCAUGCUCCACCAUUCUUAAAAGGCAAAUACAUUGGAGAGCUUGACCAAAGCCACUUCACCUGCUAUGCGCCCGUCAUUGUGGAGCCACCUACAGACCUCAAUGUCACCGAGGGUAUGGCUGCCGAGCUGAAGUGUCGAACGAGCACAUCCACAACAUCCGUCAACUGGAUCACCCCUAAUGGCACUCUCAUGACCCACGGCUCCUACCGCGUGCGGAUAUCGGUCCUGCACGAUGGCACGCUCAACUUCACCAAUGUAACCCUGCGAGACACGGGCCAGUACACCUGCAUGGUGACUAACGCUGCUGGAAAUACCACUGCAACCGCUGUCCUCAACGUUACUGCUGCUGAUGUUAGUGUCAAUUACACCUAUUUUACAACAGUUACUGUGGAAACUGUGGAUACUGUUGGAGGUAAUGAUUAUGCGUUGGUUGCCAUCAAUGAGACCUUCAUCCGUGUUCCACCUGGCCCCACUCCCUCUGAUUUGUGGCCAGACGGUGUUGCUACCACAGACUCCUCUCUGCCUAUCAGCUGGUCCUCCUCCUCUCCCCGCGCCACUCGACCCACCUUCACUGAGCCCAUCACAGACGCUACCUUAAUGGAUGAUGUGAUGAAGACCACCAAGAUCAUCAUUGGCUGCUUCGUAGCCAUAACCUUCAUGGCAGCCGUGAUGCUGGUGGUGUUCUACAAGCUUAGGAAGCAGCACCAGCUGCACAAACAUCACGGCCCUGCACGUGCCAUCGAGAUCAUCAAUGUGGAGGAUGAGCUCGGCGCUGGGGCCAGUGGUCGGGGCAGCGGCAUCUCAGGCGGAGCCACCGUGACACAGAGCGGAAGCAGUGGAAUUGGAGGUACCCAGAGCCUCAGGCUGCACCACCCAGAGAUAGUCAACUUGCCCAACCUGGCUCGAUCGGAGCACCUCAACCACUACUACAAAACUCAUCACUUCAACAACAACAUGAUGGGCCUGGGCCUGGGCACAGGAUCUGUGGGCCUCAACAACAAUAACAACCCCUCACCAUGCUCUCAGUCACAGAACAUAUCCUGUUCCCAGAUUCCAACCUCCACUGGUGGGGGAACACCGACAGGUGGCACUCUGCCCUCCCCAGUGCCCCUUCCUCAACUGGGUCUCCACAAUUCUCUGAAAGGCCUGAUGGGGAAAGGCCAGAACGAGCCACUACUUUUUAAGAGUGGCUCCAAGGAAAAUGUGCAAGAGACUCAAAUCUGAGUGAAAGUGAGGGUAGAAGUAUGAGGUAAGAGGAAAGGGAUGCUGGAUAGUGACAGUGAUAUAGAAAGUACGCGAAUAUUUGAACUGACUGUAGCCUAUACCGUCCUCGUGGACGGGUUUCAGAAAAAAAAGAUGAAAUUUCUCGUAGUUGCUGCUUUGUAUUGUCAAUCUUGGCAGGUAGAAGCAGAUAGGAAGACUGAAGGAGACAGUACUGCAUCUGAUCAGUCCCACAAAUAGCAUCUGAACAUAAUUUUACACUAAGUCAGACACCAACACAUGGAACGAUCACCACAAAAAUCACAAUCAUGUGCGCAACCCGCUAUAGUCUUUGCCAAAGUCCAAGAUCAAGCCAACUCUUUUCACCCAGUGGACAGCUAUGAACAACAGCCUGUAUGUUUUUUACAGAUAGCUUCGUAUAUUUCCAGACACACUCAGUGUAUAUAUUUAGAGGGAGACAUAAUAUUGGCUACUGAACAUGUUUUCAGAUUAGUGUUUGGCAGAGACUCCGAAUAACAAACAAUGAUUUGGGUGAGCAGUGCUGUCCCAGGUUUCCAGGAAGCACUAAAAUACAGAGCAGAGCAGCGAUACUGUUCAGAACACAGACUAGUACUUUGCAGGGAGAGAAAACAACAGCAAUUGUUUUUUCCGAGUGGUUUCACUUCUCUCUCACUUUCUCACUUUUUUCCCUUUCACACUUUACUGGCUACUGUCUUCUUUGAGGGAAGAAAGCAACAGAGUGGGCUAUCAUGGGAGGAGAGAAACCCCGUGGCAUGAAGGACAAAGAGCGAUGUAUUAAAAAAAAGGACUAAAGUACAUAUUAUAUAUACCGUAAAUAUAUUUUCAUUCAAAGAAGUAAAUUAUAAAGAAUCUUUAUCAAGCUUCUGACUAAAAACUACGACGUCUGAAGAAUAUAUUAAAAAGAAAAACACACACAGUUGUUUUAGUGCCCCCCACCCCACUGCCCUCCCCCCCCUCCCCCUUACUACUUCCCUCAACUUGGAACAAAAUGGCCACUGACUGUGCCGCAUAAGGACACGUGGGAGAGUGGGGGAAAAAAAAACAACAAAAAAAAGCAAAACAGACAAAAUGUUUGAGUGAAUUUAUUUUGGUCUUGACUUUUUUGUAGCCACAGAGCGUGUUUUCCCCUCUCCUGUCGCAUUCACAUAAACAGGGUCACCGGAGAAGGGACGUGUUUAUGCUCUACUGCGAAAAUACGAAAUACGACAACGGCUCUCCAUCGUUUGGUACAGCUACAGCCUAGCGGGAGUGUUAAUAAUAAUAAUCGGAACGGUAAUAAUGAUAACAAGGUUUAGCUUUAUUUGUCAUAAUGAACGUUUAAUGAUUAGCACAUGAAAUGACACAAAAUGUUGCACAUGCUGAUUUAGCAUGCUCUACAGACGUCUCCAGAUUUGAUUUCAGCCAAUCAUUUGAGAUUUAUCCAAGGGAUUAUGUUAUCAUUAUUAGCAUUCAUGCGACUAUUAUUAUUACUACUUGUGCCUACAAAUAACUGAAAAGUACUUUUUUUCAUUUGUAUAUGACGCUGAAGUUGUUUAUGACUGAUCCUGUUGGACUUCGGCUAAUGAACAGCAGCGGGACGGCGUGCCACUACUCCACAUGCAUCAGCAGGAAAUAACUUGGCCCCCUCUAAAUGGCUUCCUCAGUCCAGUUCUCACCAACUCCUCCAACUGUCUCAAGCAGUCAGGAACCCUCAUGUUUGUCACACGUUAAAGACAGGACACGAACCUUUGACGAAGACUGCAUCUUUGCAGAGGAUUAUCUCGCAACUGUAUCUCAGUGUUAUCGUGUGUGAGUGGAUUUCAUGGCAGCAGGGAACUACUAAAUGGACGACAGGCAUUGCCAAGCAUUUCUAAAGGUAAGCGAUGCUCGUUCAGUGAAGAGGAAGGAAGUGACGUGCAGUACAGGAAACAGAGAUGGGGGGAACUUUUUUUCUAAAGAAAAAGUACAAUUAAAUGAAAAAAAAUAUAGAACCUUAUAGAUCUCUUUUA